AUGAUAAGUCUGAAGACUCCGAAGGGUACAGCUGAUGAACCUCCAAGACAAUGUUUUUUGUACGAGGAAAUUAUAGAGAAGAUCAGGACGGUUUUUGUGCUCUAUGGGGCUGUUCCGAUCUCAACGCCAACGUUUGAGAUGAAGAGCAUUCUGACCAACAAGUAUGGAGAGGACACCAAGCUUAUAUAUGACUUGAAGGAUCAAGGGGGAGAGAUCUGUGCAUUAAGAUAUGAUCUUACUGUUCCUUUUGCAAGAUACUUGGCGUCCAACAGGAUAAGGAGGAUGAAGAGGUAUCAGAUAGGAAGGGUGUACAGAAGAGAUCAGCCCUCGAUAGUCCGAGGAAGGCUCCGGGAGUUUGUGCAGGCGGACUUCGACAUUGCUGGGGAAUGUGUCCAAAUGAUGGCUGAUGCAGAGGUGGUUAGUUGUGUGGAUAGGAUAUUAAGGGAAUUUGGAAUUGGGGAGUUCCGAAUAAAGAUAAACGACAGGAGGAUCCUCACCUCUAUUCUAGAGGUGGCUGGAGUUGGUUACGAGAGCUACGGGACGAUCUGCUCGACCAUUGACAAGAUUGAGAAGAUGAAAUGGGAAGACAUCGAAAGAGAGUUUAUUCAAAAAGGAUUGAAUGAAGACCAAGUAAAAACUAUCAAGAAAUACAUAGAAUUGGUAGGGAAAGAAGAUAUAUUGGGGCUUCUGAAGGAGGAUGCAGUGUACAAGAUAGAAAGAUGUAAAGCAGCCAUUCAUGACAUGGAGGAGCUGUUUAGACUCUGUAGGAUUCUUGGAUGCAGCAGGAGCCUGGUAAUGGAUGUCUCCUUAGCAAGAGGACUGGACUACUAUACCGGGAUGAUCCUCGAAGCAGAGUAUCUGGGGAAAGCAGUGGGAUCUGUGAUUGGGGGAGGAAGAUACGACAACCUCACAGAAAAUCUAGGAGAGAGAUGUGCAACUAUUCCAUGUGUUGGAUUUUCUGUAGGAGUUUCCAGAAUAUUCUCUUUACUGAAUGAAGAAUACACCAAGGAAUCGUCUACAAUGGUUUAUGUCGGGGCUUCUGGGGGCUUGUUUCUUGAUGAAAGACUUGCAACUCUUAAGGUUCUUCUGGAUGCAGGAAUCCCCUCCGAAACUUUCUACACUAGAAGAUCGUCAUUUGAAAGCCAGCAGAAGUAUGCUAUGGGAAAGAAGAUCCCGUUUAUUGUUGUGAUAGGAGAAUCCGAAAUGCUGGCCAACUCUGUGCAAGUGUUUGAAACAGCAACAAAGAAGAAAGAGAUUGUCAAGAGAGAAGAGAUGAUAAGUUAUCUAUUUAGGCUUCUUAAAGAUGCAAGAAGCCCAGAUGCCUCUCAAGAAAGAUGA
Molecule: messenger RNA, 1338 nt
Organism: Encephalitozoon intestinalis ATCC 50506
Lineage: Eukaryota; Fungi; Microsporidia; Unikaryonidae
Product: histidyl-tRNA synthetase
Exons: 1
Coding region: 1-1338 (445 amino acids)
Biological process (GO): histidyl-tRNA aminoacylation; mitochondrial translation
Cellular component (GO): mitochondrion; cytoplasm
Molecular function (GO): ATP binding; histidine-tRNA ligase activity
Source: RefSeq, a predicted model, not a curated record